Messenger RNA from Sinocyclocheilus anshuiensis, 4290 nucleotides. Its product is annotated as homeodomain-interacting protein kinase 1-like. Gene Ontology annotation, biological process: peptidyl-serine phosphorylation; smoothened signaling pathway; peptidyl-threonine phosphorylation. The record is from RefSeq and is a predicted model, not a curated record. The transcript is spliced from 18 exons. NCBI's taxonomy places the organism in Eukaryota, Metazoa, Chordata, Actinopteri, Cypriniformes, Cyprinidae. Gene Ontology annotation, molecular function: ATP binding; protein serine/threonine kinase activity; protein tyrosine kinase activity. Gene Ontology annotation, cellular component: cytoplasm; PML body; nucleus.
UUUAAUGUCCUACAUUCCUCUCCAGGUCUCAGUCAUAAUUCUGUGCGCUGUCCUUGCAGAAUAUUAAUGUGUAACGAUGGUGUUGACGGUGCGUUGGACUCUGUCUAACAAUAUUAGACACCCGGAAGCUUGUCGGCUCGAAUAAAGCGACGUUUUUACGGAGGGACAUUUCUAUAAAAAAGAGAAAACAAUGAGGCCUAAUAGGAGAGAUGAGGAACAAGUGUCAAGCUGAGGAAUUCAACACACAGCAGGCAUGUCCUCACAAAUACAGGCGUUUUCCUCUCCCUCCGUGUCCUCCAGUGGCCUGUCCCGUUCCAAGAAACUGAAGUUGGAAAACCAUGCAUGGAACGUGAGCAGCCAAUCGGGUGAGAGCAGCUACCACCAGCACAGCCCUAACCAGCCGAAUGGCUCCUCCCCCUCCACAUCUGGAUUCAACCCCAAUUACAACUCCUCCAACCUGGUCUUACCUCCUUCUGGAGGCUCGCGGGAACAGACAGUGGUACGUGUCGCAGACAGCACCGGCAGCAUCCCAGAGCCUUCAUCCUCCUCCUCGUCAUCAUCCACAUCCAGUCAGCGUGGAAAAGAUACAGGCUCCACCUCUCUGACAUGUGAGGGCUAUCAGAAACAGGGCAGUCUGAAGCGGAAAAGUGAGGAGGUGGACAGCAGCGACAGCGUGCAGAUUUUGGAGGAGCUGUCGGCUCCUGUGCUCCCCAACCGUGUGGCCGGAGGUGGAGGCAAUGCCACGGCUCAUUCCACGGCUCAUUCCACAUCCACCACCAAGAGCAGCAACUCCCACAGUGAGGGCGACUACCAGCUGGUGCAGCACGAGAUCCUCUGCUCUGUCUCCAACAGCUACGAGGUGCUGGAGUUUCUCGGCCGGGGAACAUUUGGACAGGUCGCGAAAUGCUGGAAGCGUGGAACUAAUGAGAUUGUGGCCAUUAAGAUUCUCAAGAAUCAUCCGUCAUAUGCCCGCCAGGGUCAAAUAGAGGUGGGCAUCCUCAGCCGUCUGAGCACAGAGAAUGCAGACGAGUUCAACUUUGUGCGCUCUUACGAGUGCUUCCAGCACAAAAACCACACGUGUCUGGUGUUUGAGAUGCUGGAGCAGAACCUCUACGACUUCCUCAAGCACAGCAAGUUCAGCCCACUGCUCCUCAAAUGUAUCCGGCCGGUCCUGCAGCAGGUUGCCACGGCGUUGCUGAAGCUGAAGAGCUUGGGUCUCAUCCACGCUGAUCUGAAGCCUGAAAACAUCAUGCUGGUGGACCCCAUCAGACAACCCUACAGAGUCAAAGUCAUUGACUUCGGUUCAGCGAAUCACGUCUCGAAGGCGGUGUGCUCAACCUACCUGCAGUCUAGAUACUACCGAGCUCCUGAGAUCAUUCUGGGCCUUCCUUUCUGUGAGGCCAUUGACAUGUGGUCACUGGGUUGUGUCAUUGCUGAACUGUUUCUGGGCUGGCCUUUGUAUCCAGGAGCCUCAGAAUAUGAUCAGAUUCGGUACAUUUCCCAGACUCAAGGUUUGCCAGCUGAGUAUCUCCUAAGCGCUGGCACUAAAACCAGCCGUUUCUUCCACAGAGGCCCAGACUCCAGCUACCCUCUCUGGAGACUCAAGACUCCCGCAGAGCACGAGGCAGAGUUUGGGAUAAGGUCCAAAGAGGCUCGCAAAUACAUUUUCAACUGCCUUGAUGACAUGAUGCAGGUCAACAUGACUAACCUGGAGGGCACAGACAUCUUGGCGGAGAAGGCUGAUCGGAGGGAGUUCAUUGACCUGCUAAAGAAAAUGCUAACUCUAGACGCAGACAAGCGGAUCACGCCCACCAAGACCCUCAACCACCCAUUUGUGACAAUGGCUCAGCUGCUUCACUUCCCACACAGCUCACAUGUAAAGUCCUGCUUCCAAAACAUGGAGAUCUGCAAGCGCAGGUGUACGGCCUUCGACAACAACAAGAAACUUAAAUGAUUUUAGCAAAUGGCUUCAAUGUUGUUAAGAAUCUCCCUCUCUUUCCGUAACUGCCAGAUGGCCUCCACGGGGGGCCAGUCCCUGUCUCUUAGCAGCAACGUCCCUUUACUGAACUACCAGCCUGGUCUAUACCAGCAGGCCACUAUAAAUAUACCAGGCUUGGCUCAGCAGAGUGUGCCAUUGCAGGCUCGCCCUACUCAGCUGUGUGCCCAGACAGAGCCCUUCCAGCAAACCCUCAUUGUGUGCCCUCCUACCAUCCAGGGGCUGCAGACCUCCAAUAAACACGCUGGAUAUCCAGUGAGCAUGGAUAACUCUGUUCCCAUAGUGCCCCAGAACCAGUCCACCCAGCCUCUACACAUUCAGCCCAGCAUGCUCACACAGUUCCUCCACACAUCCCUCUAUCCCUUCCCCAACCAGAGCAGCAGCACGCCGCUGACAGUGGCCUCCCUGCCUCUUCCAGUGGCCUUGGGCUCUCGGCGUCUGGAGCAGAAUGCCACCAUGCUGCAGGGCUGGCCAGCAGGGACCCAGCAGAUCCUCAUUCCCUCUUCAUGGCAGCAGAUGUCAGGCAUGACCAUGCACAAUCCCAGCCAGCCUGUGCUUUCCAACUCACCCAUGGGCUCUCUGCUCUCGGACAACACCACACAGCAGAACAGUAGCUGGAGGGGUCGACAUGGAGGUCAGAGCGAUGGGACGCAGCAGGGCUCUGCGCAGGGGCGUAACGUGAGCACACAGCCCUCCCACACAGGGGCAGCCAGCAGUCGAACACAGCAGAGUGGAGCGAAGAGGUCAAAGGGUCGACAUGCCGAGAGCAAAGCCAGACCCACGUCGUCCCAGCAGCCGGCUCCUUCAGUAGUGCACAGCUGCGGUGAUGCGCCUCAGCCCAUCAUCAUCUCUGACACACCCAGCCCCGCCGUCAGCAUCAUCACCAUCCACAGCGACACUGAGGACGAGGACGACAGGAAGUUUCCUCCUGAAAGCUGUAGUGUGAACCAGCGUACAAACGUCAUCAGCUGUGUGACUCUGCAUGACUCCCAGGACUCUGACUCCUCCACCAGCACCCCUCUCAGCCCCAAAUGCCUUCCCAACUUCGUUGAGAACAACACACACUCCAAGUCUCUAGCCGUGGUCACGCCAUUGGUGAAAACACAGCUCUGGGAUGGAGCGUCAGGAGAGCAAAGUACUAAUAGUUCUGGGAAGUCAAAGAAAGGAACGGCCUCACAGUCCAGCGACCGGCAAAACAGAUCUCAGCCUCUCAACCUGAGCCAGACGCAGCAAUCAAUGAUGUCAUCCCACGAUCGUGCAGGGGGCGGAUCCCUGAGACGCCAGCCCACCUACCCCCCUACAGGCCCCUCCCACUCCUACAGGCUUCAUGAAGCGUCUCUUUUCGGCUCCGCCUCCAGUCUGUACGCAUACCCUGCAUCUGCAGCCCUGGCCUCGGUGUCGCAGGCCAUGGACCAGCUGCACAAUUCGGCCGGUUCCUCCUGCUCCUCUUCCUCUGGCCGGCACACGCGCACCACCGGGCCGUACUCGGCCUCUCUGAGCCUUCUGCAGAAGAACAGUGCCAUGGGCGUCAUGUGUCAGGCUUCAGCUCCGUACCAGCAACAGCAGCUGUCCACACCGUCCUACCAGCGGUCUGCGGCGUUUCCCCUCAGCCGGAGGAAACUCAACCAGUACCCGUACCUGUGAGGAGCAGCCGUCUGAACAUGUGCGUUGAUAUAUGGAAAACGCCAGGAUGGUGUCAUGGAUGUUCACGUGGAAAUGCCAUUUUAGCUUUGUAUAUUUUAUUUUAGUGUUUUAUGUUCUUUUAUGCAUUUCAGUGGAGCACUUCUUGCAUUUUCGAUUAUUUCAAAUCAUGUCAUAAACACAAAACAUUGGGCUGUUUCUUAAAAUAUCACCUGCAGAGAAGCCUCUGGAUGUCCAGAAGAAAAAAAAAACACCUUAAAACACAUCAAACUUUGUGUUUGACUAGGAAAAGAAACAUGGCUGUUCGGAAUAGCAUACUAUCAUACUACUUUUACGAUUUCUGCAGUAUACAGUAUGCAGAGCUAAGAUACUUGAUUUUUCCAAAGCGACUUACAAAUGAGAAAUACAACAAAGUGAUUCAUACUGAUAGUACAACAGAGCACAGUGUGUGGAAUUAUAUAUCCCACAAUGCAACACACUCGACUUAAAUUACUAGAUCAUUCAUUGUGGUGAAUGAGGCAACAAAUUUUUGUAUAUCUCUCUUGACUUGUUCGAUUGAACUGCCAAAAAUUAGGAUUUAUUUUAACACCGUAUUUUAGUUAAACACGUGAAACCACGUUUAUUAUUAUUUAUUAUUACUUGUUACUGCAAAA